AUGAGGGUGGCAUUCAAUCUGCAGACUCCUCUCUCUGAGAUCCUGAUGCCGCCCCUUGGAGAACAUGGGGAGGAGGUUCCUAUGAAUGAGGAACUCAGCAGACAACUUAGGAAGAGGACACAGCAAAGGCCAAUGGUGUACUUCUUUAUUUUCAUGACCAUGUGUUGGGAGCUGCAAGUACUUACGAGAUCCAGACCUGGCAACAUGGAGAGAAUAGUCAUCUGCCUGAUGGUCCUCUUCUCAGGGACAGUGGCCCAUAAAUCAAGCUUCCAAGGGCAAGAUCGCCUCUUGAUUAGACUGCGUCAACUUAUAGAUAUUGUUGAUCAGCUGAAAAACUAUGUGAAUGACUUGGACCCUGAAUUUCUGCCAGCUCCAGAAGAUGUAAAGAGACACUGUGAGCGGUCGGCUUUUUCAUGUUUUCAGAAGAUCCAACUAAAGUCAGCAAAUACCGGAGACAAUGAAAAGAUAAUUAAUGUAUUAACUAAACAGCUGAAGAGGAAACUACCUCCCACAAAUGCAGGGAAAAGACAGAAACAUAAACUGACAUGUCCUUCAUGUGAUUCUUAUGAGAAAAAACCACCCAAAGAAUUCCUAGAAAGACUAAAAUCACUCAUCCAAAAGAUGAUUCAUCAGCAUCUCUCCUAG
Molecule: messenger RNA, 645 nt
Organism: Lagenorhynchus albirostris (white-beaked dolphin)
Lineage: Eukaryota; Metazoa; Chordata; Mammalia; Artiodactyla; Delphinidae
Gene: IL21
Product: interleukin 21
Exons: 6
Coding region: 1-645 (214 amino acids)
Biological process (GO): immune response; positive regulation of natural killer cell mediated cytotoxicity
Cellular component (GO): extracellular region
Molecular function (GO): cytokine receptor binding
Source: RefSeq, a predicted model, not a curated record